Molecule: messenger RNA, 2099 nt
Organism: Archocentrus centrarchus (flier cichlid)
Lineage: Eukaryota; Metazoa; Chordata; Actinopteri; Cichliformes; Cichlidae
Gene: tex261
Product: testis expressed 261
Exons: 6
Coding region: 284-874 (196 amino acids)
Biological process (GO): endoplasmic reticulum to Golgi vesicle-mediated transport
Cellular component (GO): endoplasmic reticulum membrane; COPII-coated ER to Golgi transport vesicle; Golgi membrane
Molecular function (GO): COPII receptor activity
Source: RefSeq, a predicted model, not a curated record
UUUGGACUGCGGGACGCCACAUAGAAAGGCUCCAGCCUUUAUAUUUCUUAUCAGUUUAUUCUCAGAUAACUGUAUCCGUGUGGGGUUGAAUUGCUCCUCCAACCACAGGUGGGAGUCUAACCAAACAGGUCCGUCCUCUCCGGAGCUGAGGCCCUCUUUACGGCUCUCCUCAGCUGAACCGAAACACAGGGGAGGGACUUUGACCAGCGCUAGUUAGCAACCAGCUAGCUGCUUUCUGUAUUAUUUUCUUAUUGUUUUUGUGCGCUGUUGCAUAUGCAGAGCGAUGUGGUUUAUUUAUUUACUGAGCUGGCUGUCGUUGGUGAUCCAGAUAUCCUUCGUCACGUUAGCGAUAGCUGCUGGCCUCUACUACCUGGCCGAACUAAUAGAAGAAUACACUGUAGCCACCAGUCGAAUAAUAAAGUACAUGAUACUGUUCUCUACAGGUGUGCUGGUAGGUCUGUAUGUUUUUGAAGGAUUUCCAAUAUUGAUGGUGGGAGUCGGCCUCUUCACGAACCUGGUGUAUUUUGGCCUCCUGCAGACCUUCCCCUACAUACUCCUGAGCUCCCCAAACUUCAUCCUCUCCUGUGUGUUGGUGGUGGUGAACCAUUACAUGGCCUUCCAGUACUUUGCACAAGAGUAUUACCCAUUCUCAGAGGUGCUGGCCUACUUCACCAUCUGCCUGUGGGUGAUCCCGUUUGCCUUCUUUGUGUCGCUGUCAGCAGGCGAGAAUGUUCUUCCAUCCACCAUACAGCAAGGAGAUGAUGUGGUUUCUAAUUACUUCACCAAGGGCAAACGGGGGAAGAGGUCUGGGAUCCUCCUUGUGUUCUCUUUCCUGAAGGAGGCAGUGCUGCCCAGCCGACAGAAAAUGUACUGAGGGGCUCGGACUCAGGAUGCAGCCUCGGGGGGUUGGUGGUGGAGUGUGAGUGUGAGUACGUGUUGGAGAUCAAGGGGAAGCAGGAAGGACACUGGAAAUUGUUUCUGGAUGGGACUAAAAUAAAGCACUGGCCAAAUGGAGAAGAAAAGCAGACAAAAAAAAAAAAAGGACGGACCAAUGAACAGAAAGGAGCUUCCUGCUGGCCGAGCCGACGAGAUUACCCGGGCCACGUCUGUUUGAGCUUGUCUUUCUGUCUGUACUGACUGCCAGCAACACCCGCCGGAGACCUCUUAGUGGGGAUCCUGUGUGUAGCGUGAUGCUUUCAUGUCAUGUUGGACUCCAUUUUUUUUUUUUAAAGCUUUAGUAAUAACUCUAUGUGCGGGGUUUGAAAAUAACAACCACAGAUAAAUAAUUGUUUUGUUUUUUUUCUGUUAUUUUUGCGUCAAAGGCCUCACACUUUCAUCUGAGUCAAUACACAAAAGUAGCAUUACAGAUAAACUAUGGCAGGUAAAAUUCUGAUGAGGAGAAUUUCUUAGACAUGAGACAGAUUAGAGGUACUUUAUGACUAAUUCCUGCAGGGCAAGCUUCGGUUUUGAUUUAAAAAGAUGGCAUAUCAGUUGAAGAAAAGAUGCUACAGGUCACCAGACAAGCAUUUUAAUUAGAUUACUUGACAUGAAGACGGACAAACUGUGAAGUCCUGCUCUGUUUACAACGUAUGGCAUGGUGUAAACAAUGUGUCACCUUCCACAUCAUAUCUCUAAAAAAUGAUUAAGUAAAAGCACUAAAGGAUUAGUUUGAAAGCAGGCAUCUUUCCUAUGUUGGAUCAUCAGUAUUUGGCCACAGAAUCAGUUAGAUUUAUUCUGCUUUUACAAAUUCAUCAAUUAACAGCAUUGUAGUGUUUUUUUUUUUUUUUUCCUUUUUCUUUUGGACUGUUUGUAAGAAUUCAUAGUAAUUUUUCUAUAUUGAUUGAAGAGAAAACCCAACAUCAAAGGCAAAUGUGAACAAUGUAAAGAUCAAACCUGUGCAAUGACUUUAUUUUAUUGCUGUUGGGGACGAUAGCUGCUCAGUGUGGUAUCAGGAGAGAAACAUUAAUAAGGCCAAAAUUCCUUUUAUCACUUACCCAGUGUGAGUCAUCACAGGCUGAUAUGCACACAGCUGUGUAAUUAAAGGUUUUGUUCAAAUAACUUUGGAUUAAAUGGUUAUUUUUACAGGCUGAAAUAAAGGC